AUGGUUCGUAUUGGAAGAUCUCCUUAUGAGGCCAUGUUUGGCUGUACUGCCAGAACAGGACUAUUAUCGAUUGGUCUACCAAAUGAUGAAAUAAAUUCAUUAAGAACAGAAGAAGAUGUAGAAGAAUUGUUAAAGCAAAUGCAAGAAACUGGAUUACACGAUUCAAAACAAAAUAUUGAAGAAGUUAUUUCACCGAUUUCAGAACAGCAAGAAAAUAUGAUGGAUACAGAUACAAACCUAAGAAAAUGUGAAAGAUGUUUUAUUUUCCUGGAAGCAGACAAUGAAAGUACAAAUUGCAUGAAUUGCUAA
This is a messenger RNA of Macrosiphum euphorbiae (potato aphid), 309 nucleotides long. NCBI's taxonomy places the organism in Eukaryota, Metazoa, Arthropoda, Insecta, Hemiptera, Aphididae. The record is from the annotation of a GenBank genome assembly.